Didymella exigua CBS 183.55 is the source of this 450-nucleotide messenger RNA. RefSeq lists its product as uncharacterized. Gene Ontology annotation, molecular function: peptidyl-prolyl cis-trans isomerase activity. The record is from RefSeq and is a predicted model, not a curated record. The transcript is spliced from 3 exons. Lineage: Eukaryota; Fungi; Ascomycota; Dothideomycetes; Pleosporales; Didymellaceae. Bases 1 to 450 code for a protein of 149 amino acids.
AUGUCUCGCGCCCUCUCCUCUCUCACUCGCCUCACACCGCUCCUGCGCACCACCGCACCACUCGCCCACUUUUCACGCUUCAGCACUACAGCACGCAACAUGGGUGUCCGCAAGACCGUUCUCGUCGAGGGCAGCGGCCCGUCGCCGCAGCAGGGUGACACCGUCACGAUGCUGUACACGGGCUGGCUCAAGGAGGACGGCAAGAAGGACGGCAAGGGCAAGCAGUUUGACACGACUGAGAAGCCUGGCCGCGGACCGUUCAAGACGCCCAUUGGCGUCGGGCGCGUCAUCAAGGGCUGGGACGAGGGCGUCGUCCAGAUGAAGCUCGGCGAGAAGGCGAGGCUGGAUAUCAGCUCCGACUUUGCGUACGGCAGCCAGGACGUCGGCGGCGGUCUGAUCCCGGCCAACUCGGAGCUCAUCUUCGAGGUCGAGCUGAAGAAGAUCAACUAA